AUGACAUAUUACACGCAAAUCCCACAAAUGACUGUCCCUCCGGCCAAAGAAGGGCCAUACGAGUGGAGGCAUGGAUUGUUUGAUUGCUUUGGAGAUUGCGAGUUAUGCCUCCUUACAUACUUUUUCCCCUGCAUCACAUAUGGUCGAAAUAAGGCGAAAUUAACACCCGAUAGUGGUUGUGCUUCAGAAUGCCUGCUUUGGUGUUGCACAUCCGAGUUUUUUGGCACUUGGCUAAUCGGAAGCAUAACUCGAGGCGAAAUUAGACAAGAACGAAACAUUCGG
Molecule: messenger RNA, 282 nt
Organism: Acaulospora morrowiae
Lineage: Eukaryota; Fungi; Glomeromycota; Glomeromycetes; Diversisporales; Acaulosporaceae
Source: the annotation of a GenBank genome assembly